Trichoderma reesei QM6a is the source of this 1080-nucleotide messenger RNA. RefSeq lists its product as uncharacterized. The transcript has a single exon. Lineage: Eukaryota; Fungi; Ascomycota; Sordariomycetes; Hypocreales; Hypocreaceae. Bases 1 to 1080 code for a protein of 359 amino acids. The record is from RefSeq and is a predicted model, not a curated record.
AUGCUCACCAUCAAGCAGCAAUCGACGACGUACGGCUACAAGUCGGUCCAUGAUUUGCCAACUCCGCCCUCCACCUCGCGGCCCUCCCCCCCCUUGAACUACCAAGAUCCGUCCUACAAACCAUACCUCGCCUCUCAGUCCCAGAGCAGUCCAGUCCAGCCCAUGUCUGCUUCUCAUCGUGGCCUGCCUCCGCCGGCAGCCAUGACUCUACCUCCACAGCAGCCUCCUUCGAUUGGCCCUCCGCCACCGCCUUCACAUCACGCCCAGCAGCAGCCGCCGCCGCCGCCUCUGCCGCUGGCCCAGCCCUCUCACCAGGCGCAGCCGUGGCCUUCACCUUCGGCUGGCCUGCCUCCCCCGCCGCAGCAAUGGCAAGGGGCCGAGGAAUCCAUGAGGACCUGGCUGCAGGCCAAGACGGAGGAGGAGAGGACGAGGCAAGAAGAGGAAAAGACGAGGCAGGAGACUCUGCGUCUGGAGCAGAGGAAGAUUGAGAUGGACAUCUUGCGAGCUUCUCUUGGCGGUGGCAUCCCACCGCCCAUGAUUCCUCUGGUCUUUGCCGGCAUGGGAAGCGGGGGCACGCUCCCCCAAGCCGCCCUCGAAUGGGCCCAGCAGUUCAUGGCUCCGGCCCAGGGUCACCAUCCCCAGCUUCUUCCGCCGCAGCGACCGCACUCGCCGGAUCAUUCGAGAGAACCUGUUGGCCACGGAGUGAUGUACACCACCUCUCCAGCGCAGGUGACCUCAGCACAGGGCCCCGGCGGAUACGCGCAGUAUCCAGCGUCGCCCUCGAGGCCAAGAGGCCAGACAAUCUCCGGCGUACUGGGCCGGCCGAUGGCAGUGGGAUCCAACAUGGUGGGCGUUGCAAACGCUCCUCAGCCCCAGGGGCAGGCACCUCCGUCGGCCAUGCCGCCGUAUCAUCAGGGGCACGCGCAUACGCAGUCGCAGUCGUCGUCCCAGCACGAUACGAGCCCGUCGAUCUAUUUCCACCACUGGCAGCCGCCGGCAACGCAGAGCGGCAGCAGCUCGAACCGACCCGGAACACCGUCUGGUUCGUCCAAAUCCAAGAGAAAGCGAGAGUCGGUUUGA